Musa acuminata AAA Group (dessert banana) is the source of this 3314-nucleotide messenger RNA. RefSeq lists its product as uncharacterized. The coding region runs from base 248 to 1750 and encodes 500 amino acids. Lineage: Eukaryota; Viridiplantae; Streptophyta; Magnoliopsida; Zingiberales; Musaceae. The record is from RefSeq and is a predicted model, not a curated record. Gene Ontology annotation, molecular function: metalloaminopeptidase activity; manganese ion binding. The transcript is spliced from 16 exons.
ACGGGGAUAUAUGCUGGUAUAUUCAAAAUAAAGAAGGGCCCAAACGCUCCUUCAUUCUCUGCGAGCAAAGAUUUGCGACAACCUAAAAUUGAUUCUCGAAGGGUGGUCAGAGCAGCAGCUGCUUCUUUCUCCGACCUUCUAUCGUUGCAAUUCCCAAGAAAUUUGCAUCUUAAAGGUGAUGGCAUCAUUUUUUAUUCUCUUUACAUCGUAGCUGUCGGACAAAUCCGGAGAAGCGAAGCCGUUCCCGAUGGCCGCCUCCACCCUCUCCCCUCCGGAGGUCCCCAUGGAACUCCACGCCCACAACCGCGACAAGCUCGUCCGAGCCCUCCGCGAUCACCUCACCGCCUCCUCUCGCCCCACUCGUGGAUUCGUCCUGCUCCAGGGAGGAGAGGAGCAGACCAGAUACUGCACGGACCAUGCGGAGCUCUUUAGGCAAGAGAGUUAUUUUGCUUACUUGUUUGGAGUAAGAGAGCCAGGUUUUUUUGGUGCCAUUGAUGUUGCAUCUGGAAAGUCGUUUUUGUUUGUGCCAAGAUUGCCUGCUGAUUAUGCUGUUUGGCUGGGUGAGAUAAAACCACUAUCGUUCUUCAAGGAAAGAUACAUGGUUGACUUGGUCUUUUAUGUGGAUGAGUUGGUACUGGUGCUGCAUGAUCACUCCAAUGAGCCAGGAAAGCCCUUGCUUUUUCUCUUGUAUGGACUAAAUACAGACAGCAAUAACUUCUCCAAGCCUGCUGCAAUUGAGGACAUGAACAAAUUUGACACUGAUCUGAGCACACUGCAUCCUAUUUUGACUGAAUGUCGAGUUAUUAAAUCUAAGAUGGAACUUGACCUUAUUCAGUAUGCUAAUGAUGUAAGCUCAGAAGCACAUAUUGAGGUCAUGAGACGAAUCAGAUCUGGAAUGAAAGAAUAUCAGUUGGAAAGCAUCUUCCUGCAUCAUAUUUAUAUGUAUGGUGGCUGCAGGCAUUGCUCUUAUACAUGUAUAUGUGCUACUGGUGAAAACAGUGCUGUUCUCCACUAUGGCCAUGCAGCUGCACCAAACGAUAGGAUUCUAGAAGAGGGAGACAUGGCCUUGUUCGACAUGGGAGCUGAGUAUCACUUUUAUGGUUCUGAUAUAACCUGUUCAUUCCCUGUCAAUGGCAAAUUCACAAAGGAUCAGAUUGUGAUUUACAAUGCUGUCCUUGCUGCGCACAAUGCUGUUCUACAGUCAAUGCGACCUGGAGUUUGUUGGAUAGACAUGCACGAACUGGCUGAGAAAACCAUUCUCGAGUCACUAAAGAACGAAGGAAUAGUUAUUGGUGAUAUUGACAAGAUGAUGGAAAGAAGACUUGGCGCUGUUUUUAUGCCUCAUGGACUUGGACACUUCCUUGGGAUUGACACUCAUGAUCCAGGGGGCUAUGCACAGGGAUUGGAGAGACCGAAAGAACCUGGGUUGAAGGCCUUACGAACAAUAAGAGAACUGAAAGAAAGCAUGGUGAUAACAGUGGAACCAGGAUGCUACUUCAUUGAUGCCAUGCUAGUUCCUGCAAUGGAAGAUGCAGUUACAUCAAAGUUCUUAAAUAAAAAAGAAAUAGAGAAGUACAAAAAAUUUGGUGGAGUUCGAAUCGAAAGUGAUGUGGUGGUCACAGCUGAUGGCUGCAAGAAUCUUACAAACUGCCCUCGAGAAACAUGGGAAAUCGAAGCUGUGAUGGCAGGUGCACCAUGGCCACUGGAUCAUGCUCGCUUCAAGAGUCAGAAUGGCUCCUCCGGUGCCUAAAACUAAACCUCGCACUGGCUGCAGUUUGCUGCCGAAUCUCUUUCAAUCAAAUUUGUCCGACUGUAUCGGUUCAAGAUGCAAUGUACUGAAAUAAAGCAACCUUUAUUCAAGGCUUAUGUUUAUCUCAUCGAGCCUCCAAAUUGAUAGUUUACACACAUUGGAAAAUCCUGGUCAUGUGAAGCAGCCAUCCCGUCUUAAUAUGAUCAACAUGGGGACCUAUCAAAGUGGGCCUACAGAGAAUGUGAUCCUUUCUGUAGAUUGAUCUCAGGUAUUGAUCUUAGGGUGUUUAAUUUUUUUUCUAUAGUAUUUUAUAUUCUUCUAAACUUGGUGAUUUUUGUAUUUGUUCUUUUCUUAAAAAAUUUAAAAAUAUUAUAUUAAAUGACAUAUAAGAAGUUCACACAUUACUUAUAACAGUAUACUAACUUAAUUGGAUGUCUUAACAAAGAUUUUAUUCUUCUAAAUUUAUUUUAGCAUAUAUCAAUGUAACACAAAAACUUGUAGAUGUUUUAUUGUUUUGCUUUGUAUGUUGGUGGUGUAAUCCCUUGAGAAAAAUCCGUGUGAGAGAAGUAAUAAAAGACAAGAUAGUGGAAGUUAAAACAAAAAAAAAAAAAUCAAAUAUCAAUAAAAGUAAAAAAAAAGUUAAGUUUUUGUGUCUUUAAAAUUGUGAAUAAUCAGUGUGUUUUUGGACACUUCCUAUCCCAAAUCUAAAAAAGUGACCGUAUCUGCCGACCAUUUCUUUUUAUUUUCUUCUUGAGGGACCAAAGCGUCGACCGUUGGAUUUUGAUUUUUUGAUCAGAACCUGAUCAUGAACCGUCGCCUCGUCCUAUCCCCCUUUCUUGCCUUUUUAGUACUGCCCACGCCGGCGUCGAGAAGCUUCGAGACCAAGCAAAAGGGUUCGUUCCGAUCAAUCGGCCAUGGCGAGCAUCUCACUCGAAGCCCUCCUCCUCUGGGUCGCCAUCCUCGCCGGGAUAUCCCUCACCCGCCUCCCCUACGAGGAACUCCCCGGAUCCGGCGGCGGCCUCGUCCCCUCCGUCCUCUUCCGGGACCAGCCGGCGGCCUUCUACGCCUUCGUCCUCGCCCUCGUCCUCUCCGCCUCCGCGGCCGCCAGCGCCAUCAUGCACCGCCGCGGCUUCCCCGGAUACGCCAGGCUUUGCCGCCGCGUCGCGUCUGCGUCCAUGGUGGCCGCGUCGGGCGCCCUCCUGUACGUCUCGUCGCGCUCUGCGUGGAUUAUGUGGCAAUCGGACACGGCGGCGAGCGUCGCCACUAAUUGACCAAUACGGUGAUCCUCACAAGCCCAGGCCUGCUUUGCUUCUCACAGCUGUGUCAUGUUGUUGUUGUUGUUGUUGUGUCUCUGUGUGUAUACAUACAAUACAGUCAAUACAGUGUGUUGUUUCAAGAUUUGUUUACCUUAACAACUUGCUUGCUAGCUAGCUACACCUUUGCCCAUAGAUUUCUGGAUCAUAUGUAACAAAGUCAUUGCUUUUCCUUUCUUACUUGCCUAACAGUGUAUGCCAUAUGUACUCUUUUAAGUUUAUGCAAUACAUGGUUAUGGUUUUCAUGUCAA